AAUUCUGCAAGAGGCGGCGGAAGCUCUGCGGGGUGAGAGGGAAGUGACAGUCACCCAGGGAGGCAGGCGCUUGGUUUCGGAGUCGCUCUCUCCUACAGUCAAAUGUCCUAAAGCCAUCAUCCUGCUGCAGGAAUGUGAAUUCUCCCUCUUACAGUUGAGUGACCCACAGACGAAUACCCCUCAGUCACCAGAUGUGGGUUGCUCCGGAGAGUCACGACCUGUUAGGUGGUUCUCAGCAGCUGAGCCAGACCCUGCUGACAGCUGGAGGAUGCAGCUGACCACGAUGCCCUUUGUUGGGCAGCAAGCCCUUGCUCGCAGAAGGAUCUGGAAAGUACAUCUCUGUGUUUACCACCCCUAGAAAACAAGCGUAGGCAGCCAAUUGGGCCUCUGGGUCCCGUGCAUCCUGGGAACUGUAGUUUCCGGCUUCCUCCUCCCGAAUACAAGCUCCACAGAAUCGCUGGAGGACGGUUGCUUGGUAUUAGCAAGCGGGAAGUAUGGCCGCGGCGCGCGUCGACGCGGCUUUGCCUCCUGGAGAAGGAUCAGUGGUCAAUUGGUCAGGGCAGGGGCUACAGAAAUUAAGUCCAAAUUUACCCUGUGAAGCUGAUAUUCAUACUUUGAUUCUGGAUAAAAAUCAAAUUAUUAAAUUGGAAAAUCUUGAGAAAUGCAGACGAUUAAUACAGUUGUCAGUAGCUAAUAAUCGGCUGGUGCGGAUGAUGGGUGUGGCCAAACUAACCCAACUCCGGGUGUUAAAUUUGCCUCAUAAUAGCAUUGGCUAUGUGGAAGGCCUAAAGGAACUAGUACAUUUGGAGUGGCUGAAUUUGGCAGGAAAUAAUCUCAAGGCCAUGGAACAGAUCAAUAGCUGCACAGCUCUACAGCACCUCGAUUUGUCAGACAAUAACAUACCCCAGAUAGGUGAUCUAUCUAAAUUGGUAUCACUGAAGACCCUGCUUUUACAUGGAAACAUCAUCACCUCUCUUAGAAUGGCACCUGCUUAUCUACCCAGAAAGCUUGCUAUACUUUCUUUGGCAGAAAAUGAAAUUCGGGAUUUAAAUGAGAUUUCUUUUUUGGCAUCCUUAACUGAAUUGGAACAAUUGUCGAUCAUGAACAAUCCUUGUGUGAUGGCAACACCCUCCAUUCCAGGGUUUGACUAUCGUCCGUACAUCGUCAGCUGGUGCUUAAACCUCAGAGUCCUAGAUGGAUAUGUGAUUUCUCAGAAGGAAAGUUUGAAAGCUGAAUGGCUCUAUAGUCAAGGCAAGGGGAGGACGUACCGGCCUGGACAGCACAUCCAGCUUGUCCAGUAUCUGGCUACAGUCUGUCCUCUCACUUCCACACUGGGUCUUCAAACUGCAGAAGAUGCCAAACUGGAGAAGAUUCUGAGCAAGCAGAGGUUUCACCAGAGGCAGUUGAUGAACCAAAGCCAAAAUGAAGAGUUGCCUUCUCUUCCUCUUCCUGAAGCAAGGACACCCCUGGCACCUGAGCAUUCAAGCCCUGCUCAGGAUUGCCAGAUAGUCCAGGAAAGCAAACCAGUCAUCCAAGUCAAUUCUUGGGUUGGGCUAAGCAGGAAUGAUGACCAGUUAUGUACUGUUAAGAAUAACCUUCCAGCCUCUGUACAUACGACAAGAUAUUCUCGAAAUGACCUGCAUCUGGAGGACAUACAGACCGAUGAGGACAAGUUAAACUGUAGUCUUCUCUCUUCAGAGUCUACGUUUAUGCCAGUUGUAUCAGGACUCUCUCCAGUGUCACCUACAGUUGAGUUGAGGCUACAGGGCAUUAACUUGGGCCUGGAAGAUGACAGUGGUGCACAUGAAUCUGUGAAAGGGCAGGAAAACCAGGACUUGGGUAAGGAAGAGGAGAAAGCUUUCUGGGCUGCCAAUGAGAACUCUGAUCCAAUGACAAAAAGUGCAGUCAGAACAGAGGUAAAUGAGAAAGAUGGGCUAUGCCCUUGUCCUGAGCCAGCAGUAACCAGUGCUGUCUUGAAAGGUGACACCCACAGUCUUACAUCUUUUCCUGAGUCAGUUGGACACACCGUCUUCCAUACACCACCAGACAGUGAAGAAUCUAUGUCUCAAGCGGCUUCAGAGAAACUUCCCUGCAGGGUUUUAACCCAGAAAUCUGUUGCUUUGGGACAAGAUAACGUUGCCCUUCAGAAAUUGAAUGAAGCAGCCACCAAGCUUCAGGCCUGUUGGCGAGGCUUCUAUGCCAGGAACUACAACCCUCAAGCUAAAGACGUUCGUUCCGAGAUCCGGCUGCGCAGAAUGCAGGAGCACGUUGUCUGCCUGACUGAGGAAAUAAGGAGGUUAAGAAAAGAAAGAGAUGAUGAACGUAUUAAAAAUGUUGUACAAGAAGAGGCUGUCAGAUUCCUCUGGAACCAGGUAAGAUCUCUCCAAGCUUGGCAACAGACAGUGGACCAGCGUCUAAGUUCCUGGCAUUCUCAUGUUCCUCCUGUAUCAAGCACGCUGGUGCCACCUGAGCCGCCAUUAUUCACCCAAAGUCAGGAGCCCUCUUCUGAUCAAGAUUCUGAUUGGUUCAUUGCUCCCGAUGAAGCUCCUCAGGAAAAAUCCUUACCAGAAUUUCCAGACUCUGGUUUUCAUUCCUCCCUAACAGAACAGGUUCACUGUUUGCAGGGCUCUCUGGAUUUUGGAAAAAGUUCCACAGAAGGCAGUGAAAGUUCCUUAAUGGGGAAUUCCAUUGACACAGUCAAAUGUGGCCAAAAGUCAGCUGGAGGGGAUAUUAGCAAAGAACAUGAUGAAUGGAAUAAGGAAACCUCAAACAAUGAGCAGGAUAAUAGUCUGCUUGAACAGUAUUUAACUUCAGUUCAACAGCUAGAAGAUGCAGAUGAGAUGACAAAUUUUGCUGAAGGGACAGAAGAUAGUAUGCUUCCCAUAGCUCGUUCCCCUGAGAAGUUAGAUGCCUUGUCUGACAGUGCUUCCAUAGAUGAUGCUCACGGCAUAGCUCCUACUUUGCAAGAUGAAAUCUGCCAGACACCAGAGAAUUGUAACUUAAAUGUAGAAGUUCAAGGGCAGCAGUCAGAAUGUGAUUCUACAUUUCAGGUAUUACAUGUUGGUAUUACUGUGUAGCAUGUCUGGUUGCUUGGGAAGCAGAAAUCCACUUAACUUUUCAUAAGACUAUGUUCAAUUGCCUUUUUUUUUUUUGAAGGGGAAUGGGAAUAUUUCCCCCAGUUUUGUUACUAUUUAUAUAGAAUUUGUAUUCCUGUCUCAUAUUUUCCAUAUUCUAAGUAGUGAACCGAAUCUUCCUUUUGAUUUUGUUAGCUUUUUUCUUAGCUGUAAUGUAUCAAAUUAUAUUUAUUUUGAAACCUAUAUGCACUUUAUUUCUUAACAACUGAAUUGCAUCAACAGUGUUCCUUUUUUUUUUUGUAUUCAUUGCUUUUCAAAAAUAAACUAGAAUAUCUUAAAGAAAAUAGAAAAAUUUACCUUAAAGAUAUAAAUACGAGAAUUUUGACUCUUCUCUGUGUGAGGAAAUUAAUUGUGUAGUGAGGAAUGCAAUUUGUUUAAGUGAAUAUAAAUGGCAAAUAUGAGGAAUUGAAAUUUGCUGGCCUCCUUGGAGGAAGGACAUGCAUUUUUAAGCCUUUUUUCCUCCCUUAUAAAGGAAGACCUUAUAAGCAAAUCAGGAGAGAAAGUGAGAUUAUAGGAUUUUUCAGUAGGGCUGAUUAAAUUGUCUUAUGGAAAAGUGUAGUUUAGGUAUCAGUUUUAAAAAAAGAAGCGAAGUGUUCCAUGCAUAAUUAAAAUCAAGCUUAUUUAGAGACAACACAAGAAUAUUGUGUUGUCAUAGCAAACAUUUAUUAUCUUUUCAUUUAGUUCUUUUUUACCCCACAGAUAAGCAUUUUGUGUGCCAAUAUAUUGCCAGAAAUUAAUGUAUGUUCAUAUUCUCUGUUCUUGCUUUAUAUUUGUUUAUGUAUUUCAGCAGAAGGUCCAUGAUCAUUUACUUCACUUUUGACCUCAGCCUCAUAAUGAAGAACAUUUAAAAUAAUACGAGUGGUAGAAUAUGAAUGACCUUUUUUUUUGAAAGAACUAUUUUCUGUCUAAAUCUCUGAAAAAAGUGCCACAUUUGGAAGACAAUUCAAUGGUGGUUAAGAACAAAUAAACCUCACUUAUCUUGUUAAAAAGAAUAUAUAUCUGUAACUCCAGGAAGAAAUGAUAAUAUUGUGUUUGAAUGUUAUAAAUAGAUGUAUUUGCAAAUGAAGGAUAAUUUUUGGAAGCUUGAUAUUUUCAUCUUUGAAAAUGUUCUGAUAUCACUGAACAACACAUAUCUGAUUUCCCCAAAUUUAUGGAUGUUCUACUAUUUAAAACUAUGGCAAUACUUAAGUAUUCUCUAAAUUUUGGUGCUAAAUGCCCAUUAUUAUUCAGUUACAGUCAGUAGGUCCCCUUCUUUGAAGUUGUAAAACUUCUGAUCCUUCAAGAAUAAAGUCAAGGGUCACAUGUUAAUACUUUGUUGAUAAUUAGAAACAUUUCUCUCCAGUAUGGGUAAGAUAUAUCUUUCUUGGUUUAUAAAUAUGUAGUAUUCAGGUUGAGAAGACUUGGAUUUCAUUCUCAGAAAUCCGGAACCUCUUAAAAGGAAAUAUUUUUUGUCUCUUAUAAACUGAAUAACAGUCUUUUGUUCAAAAGUAUUUUCCCUAGUGACGCAUGUGUAAUGUUGAAUGCAUGUUAAAUAAAAAUAGAAUUUUUAACUUUUUGAAUAAUACUGAUUAUCUUUUAUGAAUGGUUUUGAAUUUCUUGUUAAAUAUGCCCUAUUUUUCUAUUUUACAGUUAAGUGCCUCAUUUGCUACCCAUAGUUAAAGAAAAACCAACUUGCACAGCACUAUUACCAAAAGUGCUGCUUCAUGGUACAUUAAUUUCUCAUAAAAGCUCCAGAAAUGUCAUGGUUCAGUAUUUCCUAACUAGGUUUCUGCUGACAUCUUUUCCUUCCUCUCUUUUUUUGAGAUAUAACAAAACACAGCUAAAUUCAUUUGAACAUAAGUAUUUGUCAGUAAGAUUUCCUUUUUUACUUUUGAUUUGUUUUUCUAGCCUAUAAGUAGUAUCCAGAGUACUUUUAUUUUAAAAUUGGCCGAAUAUGAUAAUGAUUACUAUUCUACUCUUCAUUCUAUUUAACUUGACUAGUAUUUUGAAGUGCAAGAAUAUUAAGUAGCUCCUUACCUUAACUGUAUAGAUUAUCUUGAAUGUAGAUAGAGUGAAAAUAAUGUAAAUUAGAAUGCAGGAAAACUGUCAUAGACUUCAUAUAUUUUAAUAGGUUUACAACGUAAUUAAAAAUAAUUUAUGUAACUAAGAUACUUGGUUUUAACUCUAUGGGCUAUUCAUUGGUGUGGCUAAAGACGGAAUGGGUCUAGUAAGGUUUGGGAAGUUGAGCUUUAACAAGGUCUUUGUGUUUCAUCUAACAGGAGAGAUUUAGUUCAGCUCUGCUAUUUUAGUUUCUGUCAGUUCUCUUUAUUUAUGGAUCACUCAAUGUAUUAAUUAGAAUUCCUGCAGAAGCACAGAAUCAUACUAUGUGAGAAUUAGAAGGAACCUUAGAGAUUCUAGUAUCUUUGUUUUGAAGAUGAAACUAAGGCACAGUGAAGUUAAAUAUCUUGUCUGCUGUUUUAGAUAGUAGUAAAUAAACUGUGAAAACUUAAGUUAUUAUUCUUUAUAUUUAGUGUGACAUUAAGAAAAUCUCGCAGAUUUUUCAUUGUUUUUGAAAGAGAAGAGAAGCUUCAGAAAGAGCUAGAACUCUACCACUCAAGGAAAAAGUGCUUGUAAAAAACAACUAAUUCAUUCAGAACCCUGAGUGAAUGUUCUCUAAGAAAUGUGAUUUGAUUAAAAUGGUUUUAAAGAGCAAUAGUAGAAACUAAACAUUUAAUAGCAUAACUGCAUCUUAGAGUCCAUUUAUUUGAUGACAAGUAUAACAAGUUACUGAGAUAUAAAUUUUUCUAGUGAAAUGCUGAAUUUGAUUAUAUUUCAUCUUCAGUUUUACAGAACACCACAUGUUAUAGUUUUAAACUCUCCUGGUGUGCAGAAGGCUGCAAUCAUGACAGUUGAUACAUGUACUUGGUUUUAUAAGUUUAAUUAUAAAAGGCCUCAGAAUAUGCAUGUUUUAAGAAAACGUUUGUUUAACCACAGCAAGUGUUUGUAUACGUGCAAAUAAUUUUAUUAUUGAAUAAUAUGGGCACCAUUCUUGAGUGUGGAUUUUUCUCUUGUUUUGGGUUAUUUUAAAUGUACAAAUACCAUAAUAGUGCAUUUUUCUGUUAUCUGCUUAAGACAAGUCUAGUUCCACUUUUUAAUAAGUAUUUUCAAAAACAAUAUUGGCUUAAGAAAUUAUACUAUCUCCCUUGGUACUUUUUUUUGCAAUUCUUAGAAUUGAAUUUAUAACAAUAAUUUAAAAUCUUUUUUUUUUCUGGAGAAUUAAGACAUAGUAAAAAAGGGAAAAAUAUAAAAUAAGUCUGAUCAAUUUUCUAUUCAUAAAAGAAAUUAAAAAAGAGACUUAAUUGCUUAAUGUAUAUUUUUUACUUUGCCAGGUACCUUAGAGGGAUAUUUUUUACAUUGUAAUGUUUUAACUUUUAAAUAUAUGACCCCCCCUUAUUCAUUAAGUAAAGCAGAAGGGUUCUGUAGGGAAUAUUCUAAACAUUUUUAGUGAUACUGCUUUUGUUGAUCAAACGUGUUAAGAUUAAUAAAAUUAAAAGUCAAGUAAAUGAAGUAGUCCUCACAGCUUAGAGAGAAACGAACAGUUGUCGUUUUAAAAUGAGGUGCUUUUUAUUUAUGAAUGAAUAGAAAUCAUACUAAAUUUUAAUUCCUUAAUUGAUUUUACUGACUAGCUAGCAGGGAUCAUUCUGCAGUAGUUUUGUUCAUUUUCUAAUUAAAUUUGAGUGUUUUGUAAUAAUUUUAAUGUUGAGAACAAGAGUUUAAAGUAAUUUGAUUUUGAGCUAUUUUUAGAUUUUUUCCCCUUUAAUUUUAUUGUAGAAAUAGUAGAUGAUUCAAUCUACUGGUUAUGGUCUGUUUUAUGAAGGCUUCAUAUUUUAUAUUCUACUUAUUUAAUUUGUAUUUGAGUCUCUAAUUCUAAAUAAAAAGUUUGUACCUUUCUUUGAGUGAUUAUCUGUUUAUUAUAAUGAUUAAUAGUAAUGGUUGUUAUUCAUUGUGCUUUGUGCUUGUAAUUAAAGGGUGAUUAAAAUUCAGAACAAACUGCCAAUGGAAGUCUACCAGAGAAGGUCCUGAGUAUCGUUAUAUAAAUUAAUUUACAAUGAAACAGUCCUAGCCUUAUGAAAAUGGAUAUGAAGUGGAAGGAAUGCUAAUUUAGUUUUAUUUGGUUUGGAUUUUAAUUACUUUCAAGAUACUCACUGGAAUUCUCUGGGUAGAAAAGAGCAGAUACCGUGUUUCCCUGAAAAUAAUACCUAACCGGAAAAUAAGCUGUAGCAUGAUUUUUCAGGAUGCUCGUAAUAUAAAAUAAGCCCUAAUGCGUCUUUUGCAGCAAAAAUUAAUAUA
This is a messenger RNA of Rhinolophus ferrumequinum (greater horseshoe bat), 7463 nucleotides long. It is a transcript of the gene CEP97, whose product is annotated as centrosomal protein 97. NCBI's taxonomy places the organism in Eukaryota, Metazoa, Chordata, Mammalia, Chiroptera, Rhinolophidae. The transcript is spliced from 13 exons. The record is from RefSeq and is a predicted model, not a curated record. The coding region runs from base 495 to 3077 and encodes 860 amino acids. Gene Ontology annotation, molecular function: protein binding.